GUGAUCCAAAGACAGAUGAGAAUGCAAUUUGGGUCGGGUGGCAAGUUGACCCAAAAAAAUAUGGGGACUCACAUACUCACUUCUUCACGAGUUGGACGAGAGACACAUAUCAUACAGGGUGCUAUGACAUGGACUGCCCUGGUUUCCAGCUUGUUAAGGGGUCAAAAAUCGCUCCGGGUGGCACAAUACAACCAGUCUCUCAUGUUCAUGGUGUACGUCAAAAGAUUACAAUUAAAGUGUUUAGGGAAAAAUCCACGGGAAAUUGGUGGAUACACUACGGCUUCAAUAAGGCCCCAACACCGGUGGGCUAUUACCCAGCAAAAUUGUUUGACAAGUUAUCGAAGAAGGCGACCCAAAUUUCAAUUGGUAGCAUUGUUGGGGGGAGUCCGUCUAUCCCAUCCCCUCCAAUGGGUAGUGGAUUCUUGCCUUCUGAUAAAGCUGCAUUAA
Messenger RNA from Triticum aestivum (bread wheat), 447 nucleotides. RefSeq lists its product as uncharacterized. The record is from RefSeq and is a predicted model, not a curated record. Bases 16 to 447 code for a protein of 143 amino acids. Lineage: Eukaryota; Viridiplantae; Streptophyta; Magnoliopsida; Poales; Poaceae. The transcript is spliced from 4 exons.